Messenger RNA from Rasamsonia emersonii CBS 393.64, 984 nucleotides. Its product is annotated as Integral membrane protein. The coding region runs from base 1 to 984 and encodes 327 amino acids. Gene Ontology annotation, cellular component: cell cortex of cell tip; plasma membrane. The record is from RefSeq and is a predicted model, not a curated record. NCBI's taxonomy places the organism in Eukaryota, Fungi, Ascomycota, Eurotiomycetes, Eurotiales, Trichocomaceae. The transcript has 3 exons. Gene Ontology annotation, biological process: fungal-type cell wall organization.
AUGGGCAAAGCGGGCCGCAUUGCGUGUAUCUUCACUCCGUACGUGCUCUCCGUCGGAGCUCUCAUCUGCAUCUUGCUCGUCGGCCUGGGCUCGACCAACGCCCACUCGAGCACCCUCAAUAACCUGUAUUUCUUCCGGGCCGAUCUCUCCAACCUGACCAGCACGUCCGAUGGAUCCGUCGCCAGCCAACUCGUCCACCUCGCCGGCCAAGCCACGGGCGGGUCGGACCAGCAGCUCGCCAACGCCCUGGAGCAGGCGGAGAAGGCCCUCAAUCUGUACGACUUCUACGACAUUGGGCUGUGGAACUACUGCUCGGGGAACAAGACGGCGGACGGCGACUACCAGGUCACCUACUGCGCGCCCCCCCAGGCCGAAUUCUGGUUUAACCCGGUCGAGGUGUGGAAGCUGAACAACACGGGCGUCGAGAACCUCCUGCCGGACAACCUGCAAAAGGGCCUCGACACGUACAAGAGCGUAUCCAAGUGGAUGUUCAUCGCCUACGCCGUGGCCUUUAUUUCGACGAUCGUGGAGCUCGUUGUGGGUCUGACGGCCAUCUGCAGCCGGCUGGGCAGCUUGAUCACCAGUUUUGUCUCGGGAGUCUCGCUUCUUUUCACCAUCGCGGCGUCCGUGACCGCGACGGCGCUCUUCACCGUGCUCACGGGCACUUUCAACUCGGCUCUGAAGCAGUACGGCGUCCACGGAAGCAUGGGCAGCCACAUCUACGUGGUGACCUGGAUCGCCGUCGCCUUUUCGAUCGGGUCCAGUCUGUUCUGGCUGCUGAGCUCGUGCUGCUGCUCCGGCCGGUCUCCCUACCACGGAGACCGCUACGGGCGCCGGGUGACGGCCGAGAAGGCGCCGUACACGUACGAGCGGGUGAGCAACCCGUACACGGGGGCAAGCCCGGCGCCGGCAUACCACCCGGGCAACCCGGUGCCGAUGCAGGACUUCCGGCAGCAUGCGUACGAGCCGUUCCGACACGUUUGA